This is a messenger RNA of Hemibagrus wyckioides, 1741 nucleotides long. It is a transcript of the gene mrap2a, whose product is annotated as melanocortin 2 receptor accessory protein 2a. Gene Ontology annotation, cellular component: plasma membrane; endoplasmic reticulum. The transcript is spliced from 3 exons. Gene Ontology annotation, molecular function: type 1 melanocortin receptor binding; corticotropin hormone receptor binding; type 4 melanocortin receptor binding. The coding region runs from base 350 to 1009 and encodes 219 amino acids. Gene Ontology annotation, biological process: regulation of adenylate cyclase-activating G protein-coupled receptor signaling pathway; protein localization to plasma membrane. The record is from RefSeq and is a predicted model, not a curated record. Lineage: Eukaryota; Metazoa; Chordata; Actinopteri; Siluriformes; Bagridae.
GAUUACAGCAGUGGUGGUAUGAGCUGCGGGUCAGAGACUCGUGCAGCACAAACCCACGGGAUUCUUCUCAGAGGAGCGGAUUUGCUUCAUCGUUUUAAGGGAUGGAAUUACACAGCGGAUCUGGACCAACACAUGCUGAAGAACUGCGUUUACAUUCUGUGUCAAUCGCAUCCCUUUAACACAGGGACAGAUCCCUUAGAUGCACACAGUCAGAGAUCAAAUACUAACUGCAAAUAGGCGUCCGAUCUCACUGUAGUCAGCUGACGGAUUUUGUUCCUUAUCACCUUCAAACUACAAGCCUGUGAACUAUUCUCCUUCAGUCCUGCCCCGUUAUUGUACAGUGAGAGAGAUGCCUGUGUUACAGCAUCCAAACACCACUGCUGGCGUUUCGCACACAGAUUAUGAAUGGAGGUACGAAUACUACGAUGACGAAGAGCCAGUUUCGUUCGAGGGACUCAAAGCACACAAAUAUUCCAUUGUAAUUGGCUUCUGGGUGGGUCUUGCAGUGUUUGUCAUUUUUAUGUUCUUCGUGCUCACUCUUCUGACCAAGACAGGAGCUCCGCAUCCAGAGAGUGCUGAACCGUGUGAGGAUUGCGUACAUCUGACUAGCUGUGUUGAGGAACUAGGCCGCCCUCGGGAGCCAGAGAACACCAGAGCUGGUCUACCUCGACCUUUGCUGGAGGAGUCUCGCUUUCUCUUUAACUGCUACAUUAAUGAAGAAGAGCAAGCAGGAGAUCGGUCCCUGAGCCAAGCCCGCAGAGCUCACACACGAUCAAACAGCAGUGACUCGAGUGGCCAGAUGAAAACCGGUGGCCUAAUUGUUCAGAGUACACAACUGGAGAUGAUGGAAGAUAAUGAGGCAGCUUUUCUGGCUCAUUUCAACAUCCCAAACUUUGUGAACUCUGAACUCAGCUCCACACUGGGUGAAGAUGACUUACUGCUGGGUGAGCCACCUAUAAUAAUGGACAGUGAAACUCAUUCCCACAGUACCAGUCUCAUUAGAGACUAAACACUUGAACCACAGAUUUUUUUUUUUUGCCAAAAUGAAAAUUAGCCAGACUGGGUGAAAUAUGUAAGGAUACUAAAUAAAUCUGCUCUAAAAAGCAGACUGAAGUCCAUCACUGAACUUAACAUUAAAACUUACACAGAACUCAUUCAUCUUCUGUCCUAUAGCUCUGCACUAUGCAGAUUUUUGGGCAUUUUCAGAGGUAGGCCGAGGCACUGUAAGACCGUAUGAUGUGCCUCUUGUAACUGUAACCAAAACAUGUGUCCGUUAUCCUCAUCUGUCCACACUCCCUCACAGUAUGUCCCUUCAUGUUCUAUGUGGAAAUAUCCAUUGCAAAAAAAAGGUUUGACAAAAAGAGCAAAUGUUGAAUGAAAUGAGAUGGCCACAUUUUGCUGAAGAAAUAUUAGCUUGGUUUUGAAGGUUGUUUAAUUAUAAUAACACAACAAUUCAAAUAUUUAAUAGCAUUAAAUGUACGGUUUUUGUAUGUACAGUUAAACUAUAAAUGGUCAUAUUUAUUCUAGACUAGCAUAUUGCCCUUAUCCAGUGUCAACAAAACAUGGUGUCUAUUAGUUAAAACAAUAGAACUCAUCAAAGAUUGUUAAAAUGCUCAACACAUUCUGUUGUAGUGAAAGUGUUAUUAAAGGUCAAGUACAGAAGAAUGCUGCCCUUAGGACAAAAUAAAGACAUUUAACAACACAUCAAUAUUAAAUUCAGAGAUUUUAAAGAGUUUCUUUA